Athene cunicularia (burrowing owl) is the source of this 7371-nucleotide messenger RNA. RefSeq names its product zinc fingers and homeoboxes 3 (gene ZHX3). Bases 976 to 3759 code for a protein of 927 amino acids. Gene Ontology annotation, molecular function: DNA-binding transcription factor activity, RNA polymerase II-specific; DNA binding. The record is from RefSeq and is a predicted model, not a curated record. Lineage: Eukaryota; Metazoa; Chordata; Aves; Strigiformes; Strigidae. The transcript is spliced from 4 exons. Gene Ontology annotation, biological process: regulation of transcription by RNA polymerase II. Gene Ontology annotation, cellular component: nucleus.
AAACCAGCGGACUCAAUAAGCUGCAAAAGCCAUCGGCUGCACACAAGGUCUGAAAGGACGACCUGAAGCAGGAUCCACGGGGGAGAAAAAAAAUCCAUGAUCCCAACCUGCCAAACCCUGUUCCCUCGCUUUCAGCUGAAGUAUUUUGCAGUUGUCUUUUUGGUUAUAGCAACUGUAAGUGGGGGAAUGGGAGCUGAUGCUGAGCCAGAACGUAACACAGCUCUUGAAGCUAGCAUAUUGCAAAAGGGCACAGUGGAUGAAGUAAUCCAACAAUGCUCAGCUGGGAAGGGGCUGCAGCACUCUAAUAGUCUUCAGUCUGUGCUGCAGAUGAUCAGCUCCAGCGCCCUACGCUUGCUGUCUGGUACUACUUAGUAGCUUGGUUUAAUCCUUCCUACCCACAUCUUGAUUUAAAGCUCUGGAUACUAUUUUUCCCUGGAAUUGCUGCGGGUCUGUCCCUUACACAGCCGCUCGGUAACUGGUGAUUAGCCUGUCUUCAGCAAGCAUUUCUUCGUUGCACAAGGGACUUGGAUGCUCGGCACAAACCAACCCACUGGUAUUCACCAGCUGAGCAUGAGGUGGUGGGAGACCCAGAUAUUGAUGAGCUGAGAGACUUCUUGAAGCUCCACUAAUGCUAUCUGGUGUCCUCUGCUGGUAGUGUUAACCUCGGAGCUGGCUCUGUCAAGAGAUGAUUAUCUGUCUGCUGGACCUUUUCCUUUGGGGAAGUGCCCGGAAUGUUUUGCAACAUGGACAAAAUGUGAGGAUUGAAGCUUAUGGAGGUGGGUCCCUGGGAUGCUGGGACUGUGAACCCUGCUAAGGUUCAGUGGCAAAUAUGAACAUUUGUCAACAUCUGACAACAACUCCUUGGGACAUCAUGAAUUUGCUGGAAUCUAGACCACUGAGCACUUACAAUAGUGUUUUUUAAAUCUGAAUUUAAUUUAAAUGAAAGAAAAAUAAUAAUCUGGAUCAAUUGUAGUGAUGGCUAGCAAAAGAAAAUCCACAACUCCCUGCAUGAUACCAGUAAAAACACUGGUGCUUCAGGAGACUGAACUGGAUGCUGUAGAAGAUGAUCGUGAAGGAACGCAGCAAGAUGCUCCUGCGGAAGGGCCAGCAGCUAGUGAUGCUGGUGCCAAUAACAGUAAUAAUGGAGCUUUGUCUAAUGGGCACCGCGGUAUUGCUGAUGGUGACACUUAUAUCUGCAAGUCUUGUGACUUUGGAUCUCAAGACAUUCAUCACUUCUUUGGGCACUUGGACUCUGAGCACUUAGACUUUAGCAAAGACCCUGCCUUUGCAUGUGUUGCUUGCAACUUUCUGGCAAAUAGCCAUGAAGGGCUCUCGCACCACAAUGCAGAGUCGCACGCUGGUGAAACAAGCUUCAUCUGGAGAGUGGCUAAGCAGGACAAUCGUACAACUGUGGAGCAAAGUCUCUGUGAGGCUGCCAGCAGCCACGAUCUUCCAGGAGAGGUCCCUGAAGAAGGGGUGGAUGGCCAGUCUGAAAUUAUCAUUACCAAAACCCCCAUCAUGAAGAUAAUGAAAGGUAAACCAGAGGCCAAAAAAAUCCACACGCUGAAGGAGAAUGUGUCAAGUCAGUUGGGCAGUGAGCCGGAGGUGAAAGAUGGAGAGCAUUCAUUCCCAAACGGGUCUGUGCCAGUCAGCCAGCCCACUGCAAGUUCGACAAAAUCAUCUCAUAUAGUGAAUGGCUCCAUCAUAGGAAAUGUGCCUGUUCUACAGGCGGGUGUUGCACAACUUGUGUCACUGCAGCAGCAACCCCCAUUGCAUCAGCAGCUACCUACGUCCAAGUCCCUUCCCAAGGUGAUGAUCCCCCUGAGCAGCAUUCCAACAUACAACGCCGCCAUGGACUCCAACAGCUUCCUCAAAAACUCUUUCCACAAGUUCCCCUACCCCACCAAAGCUGAGCUCUGCUACUUGACUGUGGUGACAAAGUACCCAGAAGAGCAGCUGAAGAUUUGGUUCACUGCCCAGAGGUUGAAGCAGGGCAUCAGCUGGUCACCGGAGGAGAUUGAAGAUGCCAGGAAGAAGAUGUUCAACACUGUUAUUCAGUCCGUGCCACAACCCACCAUUACAGUUUUGAACACGCCGCUGGUUGCGAAUCCUGGGACCGUCCCCCAUCUUAUUCAGGCGACUUUACCAGGCCAUGUGGUGGGGCAGCCGGAGGGGACGGGGGGUCUGCUGGUCACGCAGCCCAUCAUGGCAAAUGGGUUAAAGGGCACCAGCUCCUCCUUCACCUUGGCGGUGACUUCUGUCCCCAAGCCGCAGCCGGCAGCGCAGCAUGGCACAGUGAGCUCCAGCAACACGUCGGGGGUGAAGGUGGUCAACAGCGGCCAGUCGCUGCUCACCGCCUGCCCAGCAAUCUCCUCGCAGACCUUCCUGGAUCCCAACGUGUACAAAAACAAGAAGUCCCAUGAGCAGCUCUUGGCCUUGAAAGGCAGCUUCUGCAGAAACCAGUUCCCUGGUCAGGCUGAAGUUGAGCGGCUGACAAAAAUCACGGGACUUUCCACCAAGGAGAUUCGAAAAUGGUUCAGUGAUAGGAGGUACCACUACAGGAACGUGAGAGGCGGCCGGGCCGUUUUCCCUGGAGACAGCGCUCUUGAUUCCCUGCCUGAAAUAACCUUCGACGUCUCGGCCAGGGGAGCUGAGCUGAGCCCCGCGGCAGCAGCGCCCACACCAGCCCCUCACCACCCACCGCGGCGGCAGUCAUGGCAUCAGGCGCCCGACUUCACACCAACGAAGUACAAAGAGCGGGCACCAGAGCAGCUGAAGGCCCUGGAGAGCAGUUUUGCCCAAAAUCCCCUUCCUGCAGAAGAAGAGGUGAACCGCCUGAGAGGGGAAACAAAGAUGACGCGGAGGGAGAUUGAUAGCUGGUUCUCGGAGAGAAGGAAGAAGAAGGUGGCAGAGGAAAAUAAGAAAGUGGAGGAGGCGGCUCGGCAGGAGGAGGAGGCGGAAAAUGGUGGUGGGGAAGGGGAGGACUCCUCGGAUGAGCUGAGGGCCGCAAGUGAAAACGGCUCGGUCGAUGCCUCUGGCAACAACCCAAACUCAAUGGAGCGGAAAGUGAGUCCCAUCAAAAUCAACCUGAAGAAUCUGCGAGUAACUGAGUCCAAUGGCAAAAGUGAGUUACCAGGGGCUGGUGCAAACGAGAAAGGGGACGUCAGCUCCAGCCGGCCACCCACCCCUCCGAAAACCAAACUGAACUUUAAAAAAACAGCCCAGCAGCGGCAUCUGCUGAAGCAAAUGUUCGUGCAGACCCAGCGGCCCACGAACCAGGAGUACGACGCCAUCGUUUCCCAGACGGGUCUGCCACGGGCUGAGGUCAUUCGCUGGUUUGGGGACAGCCGGUAUGGCUACAAGAACGGGCAGCUGAAGUGGUAUGAGAACUACAGGCGGGGGGUUUUCCCCCCGGGGCUGGUGGAGGUCAGCCCCACCGGCCGGGAGGUGCUGGAGGACUACUAUGAGAAGCACAAGGGGCUGCGGGAGGAGGAUGUGCCCAGCCUCUGCGAGCGCUCCCACCUCAGCGCCCAGCAGCUCAAGGUGUGGUUUGCGGUCAAGGUGGAGGAGGAGAGCCGGGGCGCUGUCCCUGAGGAGGCCAGUGCUGGUGAGACGGUGGGAAGCCGGAAAGCGCCGUGUGAAGCUGGCUCGGAGGUGUCGGAGAGCAGCGAGUCGUGGGAGCCAGGUGGCCAGGAAGGCAGCGCCGGGACCCCCGACGCCCCCGGCCCACCGCCCGCCACCCGGCUCGAAACAGACUGAACUCAAACCACCAGCCCUGGAGGAUCUGCUCUUACCCUUGAGAAGAAAUUUUUGGUCUUUAAGAAACCCAUGGGCCGGCCUGAUCCAAACCUCAGGAGCAGAACGUGGUGAUAAAGCACUGCCAUAAAUAAGACCUUUGAGCACAGCACACAAGAGAGCGCGCGUGCAAAAACUGGGCACUUAGUGCAGAUUUCUCAGUGUCCCAGCCAAGGAGAUGGCUGAGAGCUGGCAGAGGCGGGGUCUUAGCUUGCACCCAGGAAAUAGGAUGCUCUUGUUUGCUUUCCAGUGGACAGACUUUCAGAUUUCAUAUUCAUAUACCAAUGCCUACAGCUGCCUAUACAAGCAUAACAAAUCUCAGACAUUGUGUAAACAAGGUCAUUGCUUAGAUAUGGACUAUCAUGGCACACUACUUUUUUCUUUUUUUUUCUUGGUUUUUUUUUUUUUUUAAUCUGCUGUCCGUUAAGGUGUUUGUUCUCUAAAGGUUGGCAUGGCUGCAUAUAUCCUCUCCGGCCUUUCUGGUCCUUGAGCCCUGGCAAUGAAGGGCUUUGCGGGCACACAAGUGUGUAUGUGUGUGUUAGGAGAAGUAUCCAAGAAGAAAACUGCCAGUCUUGCAUUAAAGUCCAGUGGGAGCUGAGUGAGAUUUUCAUCCCUAUGGUUGAGGUUAGAUAUUUAGCAUUGCAUGCUCUCCAAUAAGUAGCAGGUUCACAGACCCAUACAACCCGGGAGUUUGGUGUCAUUUGUCCCUUGCUGGCUAGAAUAUUUUCCCUGGUGCUCCUGGAGACUGACUGUAGCAGGCUAUUAAAUCUCCGAGUCUCCCUUUAAUCACUGAUAACUAGCACAUAAUAAUUUUUCCAUCCUGACCUGGAAUCCUUUUCAUUGUUCAGAGAGAACAAGCUGUUCUUCAGAGAACAAACGCAGAGAAUACACAGUGUUGCUCUGAGUGGUUCAAGUCAUUGUUGUCUCCAAGGGAUCGGCAAGGCAGCAGCUCUUCUACAAUCAGGAAGUUUCCCUCUCGCAGCCCUACAUGACAGAUCCUCCUUCAGCAGCGCUGGUAACUUCAAGUGUUUGCUCCAGUCUUUUUUUUUUUUUUUUCCUUGCCUUUUUCCCCACCCCCCCACCCCAGUCUAUCUGCAAUAGUUCUGGCAAAAUAGCAAAAUAAAUUUCCCAGUUAACCUUCCUGUUUCCCAGUACCUGUACAUUUUUAAUGUGCCCAUGUUGUCUUGGGUGUUUGCUGUAUGAUACAGCUACUUAAAAGUUUUUUUUACUGUUCUUUUCUAAUAGAAAACAAGAUCUAGAAGGGAAACUCUUGAGCUGAAUAGCCCAGCCAAAUGCUGUGUCAGACCAUUCUGUCACAAACUAAACAAAUUCCAGCUCAAAAUUGGUUCCAUGUCUUGCCUUCACUUUUGCUCUUGGAAGGCUAUUCCAGAACUUUACUGCCUUUGAAUGGUUAGAAACUUUAUUUAAAUUUCUAGUUUGAAUUAAUUCAUGGCUGGUUCUUUCCUGGUUUGUUUUGGAGCCAACAUUGUCCUUUAACUUAAAUAGUUUUUGGUGUUUAUCCGCUGAUGUAUUUAUGGAGAGUAGUCAUAGCUCCUUAUUUUUGCCAAGCUAACUCAGCCAAGCUUUUUCAGUAGAAGGUUUUUAUUUAGUGAGAGCUUUUUAAUGUGGGAGACUUUAUUGUUGGUGGUAAAUGAUAUUUAUUAGAAGGGUGGGUAGCAAGCCCCAAAGGAUUGGAUCCAAAGAUUUACAAAAAAAUCUGGUUUAAAAACAAAAAAGCUCUUUCAGAACUUCUUCCAAAGAUGGUGUCUGAUUUCUACCUUCAAUUGCUCUUGCUUUUCCAAUUCUUUCUUCGUUCCCUCUAAGAGGCCACCUUGCUCAACUACUAGGAGGGGCUUUCUCUGCUCAGUGCUUUGCAAAAGAGAGGGCUUCCUCUCACCUGGCGGUAGGUGCCUGUGCCUGAGCUCACAUAGCUCCCCCGGCACACGGUCUAGCCCCCGUGGCCAAGUGUGAGCAACUGCUCCAGGAGGAGAUGACCUGCACCCUAAAGAGAGCCGGGGUGAUGUGCUCAGAUGCAGACACCCGCUCUGCCACAUCCCUUAGCAGUCAGACAAACCCUCCCCAAAAUGCUGCGAGCAGGGGUGGUGUCAGCCUGGAGCACGCUGCAGUGACACCAGGCUCCCUAAAUUUCUUUCUCUUUAGAAGCACUAUUUCUGGUCAUGCCGUGCUUGGAGGCAUAACCAGCAGCCGUCCCACCUCGGCCUGGGGUCGGCUCAGCUGGGCAGGUCCCCGUGGCUCCCCUCCGGGACAGCACAGGCAGCUGCACGGCGAGGACAGCCCCAGGGGUUCACCCUUGUGGGUGCAGUCGUGCACCCCCCGAAAUGUCACAGGUGACAAGAGAAUCUGGGUGGGCCUAGAGCUGGAGGUAGCCGAUCUGGGAGGUGUGUGGCCCGAGAGUAUGAGUGUAUGUAUGGUGUUACCUUCAGAGAACAAAUACAGGUAGGUCAAUUUACUCUCUAGUGUCUAUGUACAUGCAGGUUUAUUUAAGUACACAUAUAUACAGUUCAGAUAUGCCAUUGAUUCUUUAUUGCAUUAAGAUGUACAUGAAAAAUGUACAAUUUUACUAACUACUUGCUAUAUAAAUAUGUUGGAAGUGUAGUUUGCCCAUUCAAGGUGAUUUUCUGUGGGAUUUUUGGUGUACACUUAAAGGCCUAUGGCUAAUUGGAAGAGUGAUCCCCGCUCCAUCUGCCGAAUGCUUAAGGGCUAUGGUAUGAACUGGUCCCUUCAAACCAUUUUUCCAUGCACUCACUGAAAUUUUUUGCACUUGGAUUGUACUCGGCCAGUUUUCCAGAAUAAUUGAAAAGAGAAGUCUUGUGAGCUAGAGGGAGAAUUUCCCGGUGUACACAGAAAAACCAGCCUUGAGGGUUGGAAGCUGCUGAGGUUUUUGAGCUUUGUCUCCGUGCAUUCAUACAAGCACAGCAGGAGUUUUCUUUCUUUUGGGUUGGAGGAAUUGUAAAAAGUGGUUCCAUGCAGACUCCCCUCGGACACGGCGACGAGGCUGGCAAGCCCUGUUGUGUGGGGAGGGUAAGAUUUAGAGAGAAAAAAUCAAAAAGCAAUCAAGUUCUCUUUCUAACUCCUACAUUCCUUGUUAUCUGCAUUUUUUUAGUUGACUUGAAAUCUCCAUGAAAGUAAGUAUAAGCUGAAAAUUUUUGAGCUUUUAGCUCUGUGGUCCUCUGUUUCCCUAUUGCAUCAUUUUUGAAGCUGAGGAGAAGCAGGUGUCAUCUCCAAAUAGGCUCAGGUUUUGAUGCAGAACGUGAGAAAUGUGUUUGCAUCUGAAACUGAAAGGAAAACUUGAGAGGUGACUCCACAGUCCCAGCAGCUCUUCUAGUGUUAAGAGAAAGUGUCACCAUGAUUCUACACAGUGUGUGAAUAUUUAUCAUCAUCUAAUCAAAGAUGACUAUCUUGACUUGAAAGGAGGGGUGUAAGAUAGAGGUCGUGUAGCCAGCAUCAGUAAGGAAGGGAAGUCUCCAUCCGCUGUGUGUGAGCCUUGGCUUGACAGGAACAGCAGCAACCAUCAUUUUUAAUCCAUGUGAAUCUUGUUACUUAUGUCUCUGAGGC